AUGUCCACUCCCACCAGGCAGACCCCCCAGAUCGCCAGACUUUCCUUUUUGCCUGAAAGGCCCACCAAGAUGCUGGAUUUCACAAAGACUUUCACGAUUCGCUUGUACCAUUUGAGGACCCAUCCUGGAAAAAGUCUCCUACUAAAAACAAAGGGUCUCAAUUAUCUGUGGUCAGCUGCGGUCUGGAAGCAGGUGAUCCUUCUGACCUAUGGUCAGAAAGUCAAUGGUAGCCGAACGCCACGUCACAGUGCCUAUGUCAUUCGCCUCGCUUCAUCUCAUCUCGUGGGCUUGUUAUUAUUUCACGUCAUGGCGAGAAGGAUUGAAAUUCUAAUUCCCAAGGGGAUUGUAUUUAGAAUUGGGCCUUCGGGAAGUGAUUGGGUCAUAAGGGUGGAGCCCUCAUCAAUGGGAUUACCGUCCCUUACAAAAGAGGCCCCAGAGAGUCGCUUUGCCCCUUCGACCGUGGCAGACGCUGUUCCGAGAGCGGGAGGCGGAAACACUCCAGGGGGAAGCCCGCCCUUUACCAGACAAAGGGCUCAGAGGCGGCAAUCCGCCUCCGCCGCCGACUCCACUAUUCUGCCCCUGCGAGCCACCGGACCCCCAGACGCGGAGGGGAAUCAGCCCCAUCACUAUUGGCCUUUCGCCACUAGUGACCUCUACAAUUGGAAAGCUCAGAAUCCUAAGUUUUCUGAGAAACCGGCAGGGCUUAUUAAUUUAUUAGACUCUGUUCUUUUUACCCAUCAGCCCACGUGGGAUGAUUGCCAGCAGCUUUUGCAGGUCCUGUCCACGACUGAAGAAAGAAUCCUCAAUGGGGCCCGAAAACUAGUUCCAGGCGCAGACGGGAAUCCCACCACCAACCAGGCUCAGAUAGAUGCCUCCUUCCCCUUAACUCGGCCCCAGUGGGAUUUCAACACGGCAGAAGGUAAGGAGAGGCUCCGGGUCUACCGCCAGACUCUAAUGGGGGGUCUCCGAAUGGCUGCUAGAAAGCCAACCAAUUUGGCCAAGGUAGGAAAUGUACAACAGGGAAAAGAUGACUCUCCGGCUGCCUUUUUAGAACGGAUCAUGGAGGCAUUCCGUACCUACACCCCCAUGGAUCCAGAGGCUCCAGAAAGCAAGGCAGCUGUUCUCAUGGCCUUUGUAAACCAAUCGGCCAUAGACAUUAGGAGAAAAUUACAGAAAAUAGAUAGACUAGGAGAAAAAAGUCUGCAGGACUUACUGGUGGUAGCCGAAAAGGUAUAUAAUAACCGGGAGCCUCCUGAGGACAAGCAGGCUCGCGCUAUGGCGGCUGCCAGCAGUAAGCAGACUCGAGACCUGGCCAGAAUACUACUAGCUACCACUGCUGACUUCCCCGAGGAACGAGACCGCCGUCUCCGGCAGCUGGCAGACGACACAAGAAAAGGUAAAAGCACCAAGGGGGGGAAGCAGAGGCUGCAGAAGGAUCAGUGCGCAUACUGCAAGGAGAUAGGGCAUUGGGCCCGAGAUUGUCCAAAAAGAGCUGGCGGGAAGGGAAACAAGACUGAUCGAGUAAAAGUCCUAGAGCUGGAUGAACUAAGUGAUUAGGGGAGUCAGGGUUCGGACCCUCUCCCCGAACCCAGGGUAACUCUUAAAGUGGAGGGGACCCCUAUUGACUUCCUUGUUGACACCGGAGCACAACAUUCGGUCCUCCGCACCCCACAAGGAAAACUAGCCAGCAAGAAGUCCUGGGUACAAGGGGCAACUGGUAUGAGCCAGUAUUCAUGGACUACCCGAAGAACAGUAGAUUUGGGAACGGGCCGGGUAUCCCACUCCUUUAUGGUAAUACCAGAAUGCCCCUACCCACUGUUAGGACGGGACUUACUGACCAAGAUUGGAGCUCAGAUAACUUUCAGACAAGGGGGGCCUCAGGUCACCGAUGGCAAGGGCCACCCCAUCCAGGUCCUGACCAUGAAACUGGAGGAUGAAUACCUCCUCCACCAGGAGGCGCUCCCGAGAGAGGAUAAUAUAGACAGAUGGCUACGAGAAUUCCCCUCGGUUUGGGCAGAGACAGGGGGGAUGAGACUAGCCGCUCACAGGACCCCAGUCCUGGUAGAGCUCAAGCCAGGAGAGAGUCCGGUAAGGAUCAAACAAUACCCCAUGUCUCAGGAGGCCUGGAAGGGGAUCCAGCCACACAUCCGGAGACUACGAAGCCUAGGGGUACUAGUUCCUUGCUAGUCUGCCUGGAACACCCCCUUACUGCCGGUCAAAAAGCCUCACACAAAUGACUACCGACCGGUACAAGACCUCCGGGAAGUAAAUAAGAGGGUCGUGGACAUACACCCAACUGUUCCCAACCCAUAUACUCUCUUGAGCUCCUUGGCACCCUCCAGGGUCUGGUAUACUGUACUAGAUUUAAAGGGCGCCUUCUUCAGUCUGCCGUUGGCACCCCAAAGCCAACCCUUGUUCGCCUUUGAGUGGCAUGAUCCGGAGGAGGGCUACAGUGGGCAACUCACCUGGACACGGCUACCUCAGGGAUUCAAAAAUUCACCCACCAUCUUCGACGAGGCUCUACACGAG
This is a messenger RNA of Acinonyx jubatus (cheetah), 2529 nucleotides long. RefSeq lists its product as uncharacterized. Gene Ontology annotation, molecular function: aspartic-type endopeptidase activity; nucleic acid binding; zinc ion binding. The record is from RefSeq and is a predicted model, not a curated record. Lineage: Eukaryota; Metazoa; Chordata; Mammalia; Carnivora; Felidae. Gene Ontology annotation, biological process: virion assembly; proteolysis.